Molecule: messenger RNA, 1947 nt
Organism: Caenorhabditis elegans
Lineage: Eukaryota; Metazoa; Nematoda; Chromadorea; Rhabditida; Rhabditidae
Gene: pitr-5
Product: Phosphate transporter
Biological process (GO): phosphate ion transport; sodium ion transmembrane transport
Cellular component (GO): membrane
Molecular function (GO): phosphate transmembrane transporter activity
Source: RefSeq, marked reviewed
CGGAAAUUUUCGUGGAAUUUUUUAUUAUUAUUUAUGAAUUCACAUCAUUUUUAAUAUUCGAUUACUUCAAGAUUUAAUCCGGGACCAAUUUAAUCGUUUCCCUACUUUUUCGUAACGAUAAGAGCUACUUCACACUCGCCACCAUUCUCCUCCCAUUCGAGACGACAGACUAAAACAAAGGUCUAUAAAAAGAAACGAUAGUGGUCAGUUUUCUCUACAGUAACCCCUGAUCAUGUUGAACGUUCUACUGGAUGUUGUCACGACUACACUGGCAAGUGCCAUUAAUUUGGAGGAUUUUAGGCACUGCUUCCUGUGGGCCUUAAUAGUCGGAAUAUGUCUUGCAUUUCUUCUUGGCUUUGGAAUGGGCGCCAACGACGUGGCAAACGCGUUUGGGACAUCAGUUGGAUCAAAGGCGCUCACACUGUUUCAGGCAUAUUGCCUUGCGACAAUAUUCGAGACACUUGGUGCAGUUCUAGUUGGAUAUAAUGUGAUAGACACUAUGCGAAGAGGUGUUGUGGAUGUGGCGGUUUAUAACAAUUCGGCCGGUGAUUUUAUGGUCGGACAGGUCGCUGUUCUUGGUGGAACUGCCACGUGGCUUCUCAUCGCCACUUGCCUCCAACUUCCAGUUUCGACAACUCAUGCAGUUGUUGGUGCGACACUUGGAUUUUCGAUUGCUUGUAAAGGAUUUCAAGGGAUUCAAUGGAUGAAGGUUGUGAAUAUUGUGGCAUCCUGGUUUAUUUCACCGAUUUUCGCUGGAACUGUCUCAUUGAUACUUUACUUGUUUGUGGAUCAUGUUAUUCUGAGAACGUCAAACCCCGUGGCCAAUGGUCUCAUGUGGCUGCCAAUUUUCUACUUUGCGUGUCUCACAUUCAACAUGUUCAUGAUCUCCUAUCAAGGAUCAAAAGUGCUUCAUCUCUCGAAUGUUCCUCUCUGGGCGGCUAUCGUAGUCAGUUUGGGAGCUGGAAUUAUUGCUGCCGCAGUUUGUUAUUUUCUUGUCAACCCAAGGAUAAGAAAAUAUAUUGCAAAAGGAAAAGAAGCUCGCGAGUCUCCCACAUCAUCAGUUGUGAUAUCAGUGACUGGAGAUCCAGAACUUGAUAAGGUUGCAAUUAGAAGUGAAUCUACUACAACAAAUGCCUCGAAUAGUUGUGAUUCUCUACAGACACCUUCACCAUCGGAACCACAAGGAAAAAUUCGAAAAUUCUUCAAAUGGCUCUUCCCGGAUAAGUCAAGAGUUGAAAGCGAGGACACAUUGAGAAUGUUCACAUCAGUGCAGGUCUUGACAGCUUGUUUCGCAGGAUUUGCUCACGGAGCCAAUGAUGUUUGUAAUGCAAUUGCUCCGCUUGUUGCUCUCAUCGCUGUCUACCGUGAUUUCGAUGUUUAUCAGAAAAAGGAGACUCCGAUCACUGUCCUACUCUAUGGAGUUUUUGCAAUUUGCGUCGGUUUGUGGUGUCUUGGACACAAGGUAAUUCGAACCGUUGGUACGAACAUGAGCGAAGUCAAUCCAGCAUCAGGAUUUUGUAUUGAAUUCGGAGCCGCUGUCACAGCUCUUUUGGCUUCUAAAAUGGGACUUCCCAUCUCUACAACUCAUUGCCUUGUCGGUGCAGUUGUUGCUGUUGGAAGUGUGAAAGGAGGAAAAGAAACUGAUUGGAGCCUUUUCCGUAAUGUUGCUUUCUCAUGGGUUGUCACUCUUCCAGUUGCCGGAUUAUUCGCUGCUCUUUACAUGUGGCUUCUUCACUUUACAAUUCCUGCUAGAUACGCGUAGAUUUCUAAUUUCUAAAAAACUUCCCCCCGAUCUCAUACCUUAUUUGUGCUGCACUAUUCAGUCACUUAAUUCAUUCAAUUCAAACACCUGUAGGUCUCAUAUUUUGAUUUAAGUAACACCAUGAAAACUGUAAAAUGAAUUAUAAUGCAUUUCGAUAAAUACAAUGAAGCAUAAAAGACACGUGU